AUGUCUUCACUGCUCUAUGGCAGAUCAAAGAAAUGUCAAUGUAUGAAUCCAAACGACUCAAAACCAAUCAAAGCUCAGAUAAUCGUCAUAAAACAGCUGGUUAUAAAACAGCCCGUCAUAAAACAGCCGGUUGUUGAAACCAAGGUUGAACUGCAAGAAUAUAUAGAACUGGAAGAAAUCUUUACCAAGUAUGGAAGUAUCAGAAAAUAUUCGAUAGCUGCAGAGCGAGAGAAAUCACGUUGA
Molecule: messenger RNA, 243 nt
Organism: Paramuricea clavata
Lineage: Eukaryota; Metazoa; Cnidaria; Anthozoa; Malacalcyonacea; Plexauridae
Source: the annotation of a GenBank genome assembly